UCCAACCUUAGCCUUCUUUGCACCCUCAGCAGAUGUAACUCUGGAGGAGUUUCUUGUUCAACAUCAGACCAGUCUGAGAAGGAGAAAUGAAAAUGUUGCUGAAGGAACUGAAGAAGCCGGAAGAUACUUCAACAGGGUCUACACUGAGCUCUACAUCACAGAAGGACUAAGAGAGGAGGUUCACACCCAACAUGAGGGGACUCAGUUGGAGAAAACCUCCACACACAACAAGUUCCACAACACUGUAGUCAAGAUCUUAGACAUCUUCAAAGUCUUACCUGACCAACACAGAUCCAUUAGAGUGGUUCUGACCAACGGAGUUGCUGGAGCUGGAAAAAGCUUCUUGGUGCAGAAGUUUACUCUGAACUGGGCUGAGGGCUUGGAGAACCAAGACAUCAGUGCUGUGGUUCCUGUUUCGUUCAGGGAGAUGAACUUGAUCAGAGAUGAGCAGCACAGUCUUCUCACUCUGAUCCAACUUUUCUAUCCAACACUACACAGGAUCCCAGUAGAACAGCUGUCUGUCUGCAAACUUCUGUUCAUCUUUGAUGGUCUGGAUGAAAGCAGGCUUUCACUGGACUUUAACAACAGUCAGGUGGUGUCUGAUGUCACACAGAAGUCCUCAGUCAAUGUGCUGCUCAUUAACCUCAUCCAGGGACAUCUGCUGCCCUCCGCUCUGGUCUGGGUCACUUCCAGACCUGGAGCAGCCAAUCAGAUCCCUCCUUCAUGUGUGGACAGACUGACAGAAGUACGAGGCUUCAAUGAUGCUCAGAAGGAGGAGUUCUUCAGAAGGAGAUUCCCAGAUGAAGAGCUGUCCAGCAGAAUCAUAUCCCAUAUCAAGGGCUCCAUGUCCCUCUACAUAAUGUGUGAAGUUCCAGUCUUCUGCUGGAUCACUGCUGUGGUUCUGGGGAACAUGCUGACCACAGAGCAGAGAAGAGAGCUGCCCACCACUCUGACUGACAUGUACUCACACUUCCUGAUAGUACAGACAAAGAGAAAGAAGAACAAGUACCAGCAGGAACAUGAGACAAGUCCACAAGCGCAGACAAAGGCUGAUAGGGAAGUUCUUCUGAAGUUGGGGAGGCUCGGAUUUGAACAUCUGGAGAAAGGAAACAUCAUGUUCUACCAAGAAGACCUACUGCACUGUGGUCUGGAUGUCACAGAGGCCUCAGUGUACUCCGGAGUUUGUACUGAGAUCUUCAGAAGAGAGUGUGAGAUCUUCCAGAAACCAGUCUACAGCUUUGUUCAUCUGAGUGUUCAGGAGUUUCUGGCUGCAGUCUACAUGUUCCACUGUUACUCCAACAGAAAGGUAAAGAUAAUUGAGGACUUCCUGAUGUGUGACAUGAAGCACCCAUCCCUGGAUGAGUUUCUGAAAAGAGUCAUGGAGAAAUCACUGCAGAGUAGAACUGGACAUUUGGACCUGUUUGUCCGCUUCCUUCAUGGCCUAACUGUGGAAUCCAACCAGAGACUCGUAGGAAGCCUGCUGGGUCAAACAGAGAAUAACCCAGGAACGAUCCAGAGAGCCAUUAACAACCUGAAGACGAUCAGCAGUAAAAAAGUCUCUCCAGACAGAAGCAUCAACAUCUAUCACUGUCUGAUGGAGAUGAAGGACCUCUUGGUUUAUCAGGAGAUUCAAGAGUUCUUAAAUUCGGAGAACAAGUCAAAUAAGAAAUUGUCAGAGAUCCACUGCUCAGCUCUGGCCUACACUCUGCAGAUGUCAGAGGAGGCUCUGGAGAAACUGGACCUGAACCAGUACAACACAUCAGACGAGGGUAAAAGGAGACUGAUACCAGCUGUGAGGAACUGCAGAAAGUUCAUACUUGGAGAAUCAUGUGGACUCUCAGAGUCUGACUAUGAAGUAGUGAACUCCGCUCUGAAGUCCAACCCAUCCCAUCUCACAGAACUAGACCUGAGCUAUAACCACCUCCAACAUUCGUCCAUUAAGGUUCUGUCUUCUGGACUGGAGAAUCCAAACUGCAGAGUGCAGACUCUGAGGCUAAAGGUCUGCAGUUUGUCAGAAGAAGGCUGUAAAACUCUUGGCUCAGCUCUAAAGUCCAACCCGUCCAAACUGACAGAACUGGACCUGAGCCACAACAACCUGCAGGACUCAGGAUUUCUUCAUCUGUGUGGUUUUCUGGAGAGUCCAGACUGCAAACUGCAGACUCUUAGGUCAGUAAAAAAGCUGAACUCACUGAAGAAUGAGAAGAACAUACAGGGUGAAGAACUUUCUGAAGUUUCUUUGUGA
Oryzias latipes (Japanese medaka) is the source of this 2242-nucleotide messenger RNA. NCBI's taxonomy places the organism in Eukaryota, Metazoa, Chordata, Actinopteri, Beloniformes, Adrianichthyidae. The record is from RefSeq and is a predicted model, not a curated record.